CGGCGGGACCGGAGCCUCGGACGGCGCGGCGGCACCGAGGAGCGGACGGCGGGCGCCUGGUGAGCAAUGGCCUGAGCCCCCAUGGCUGCCCCUCAGGACCUGGACAUCGCUGUGUGGCUGGCCGCGGUGCACCUGGAGCAGUAUGCAGACGCGUUCCGGCGGCAAGGCCUGGCUACAGCGGGUGCAGCCCGGGGCCUGGGCCACGAGGAGCUGAGGCAGUUGGGCAUCAGCGCCACAGGGCACCGGAAGCGCAUUCUGCGCCUGCUGCAGGCAGGCGCUGCAGAGGGCUCCCCAGAUCCCCGGCCGGACAGUGCCAUGGAGCCAUCACCCAGCCCAGCCCCCCAAGCCCAGCCCGCCAAGCCUGUGCCUAAGCCCAGGACGGUAUUCGGUGGGCUCAGUGGCUCCACCCCCACCCAGAGGCCUGGGCUGACUUCGGCCCUCUGGAGGCCAGAAGCAGCCGGGAGCCCAGAGUCCAGCCCGAAGUCCCCCUCUGUCCCUGCGUUCUCCGCUGAGCAGCCUUCGGCCUUGACCACCGUGGAGAUGAUGCCCAAUGCCAUCUACUUUGGCCUGGACCUGAGAGGCGGGGCACAGGCGGCUCAGGACACGGCUCCAGACAGCGCCCGCAGCUGCCCCUCCCCUGCCCUCAGGCCCGCAACAGGCACAGUGCACAUCAUGGACCCUGGCUGCCUGUACUAUGGUGUCCAGCCUGUGGGGGUCCCAGGGGUCCCCGACAGAAGAGAAGGCAGAGGUGUCUGUCAGGAAAGGGCUGAACACAGGCUCAGCAGGCAGGAUCUGGAGGCACGGGAGGACGCGGGCUAUGCCAGCCUUGAACUGCCAGGGGCUGCUCCCCUCUCGCUGCCCGCCCUGGACACGGACCCCAGUGAUGACCUCAUUUCACCCUAUGCCAGCUUCUCCUCCACGGCAGACCGCCCCAUGCCCCUGCUCAGUGGCUGGCUAGACAAGCUCUCCCCUCAAGGAAACUACGUCUUCCAGAGGCGCUUCGUGCAGUUCAAUGGGAGGAGUCUGAUGUACUUUGGCAGCGAUAAGGACCCCUUCCCCAAGGGUGUGAUCCCUCUGACUGCCAUCGAGAUGACCCGCAGCAGCAAGGACAACAAGUUCCAGGUCAUCACCGGCCAGAGGGUGUUUGUGUUCCGCACAGAGAGUGAGGCUCAGCGGGACACAUGGUGCUCCACGCUGCAGUCCUGCCUGAAGGAGCAGCGCCUCCUGGGCCACCCCCGGUCCCCACAGCCACCCCGACCGCUCCGCACGGGCAUGCUGGAGCUGCGGGGACACAAGGCCAAGGUGUUUGCUGCGCUGAGCCCCGGAGAACUGGCGCUGUACAAGAGCGAGCAGGCCUUCUCUCUGGGCAUCGGGAUCUGCUUCAUUGAACUGCAAGGCUGCAGCGUCCGGGAGACCAAGAGCCGCAGCUUCGACCUGCUCACGCCGCAUCGCUGCUUCAGCUUCACAGCCGAGUCUGGGGGCGCUCGGCAGAGCUGGGCGGCCGCUCUGCAGGAAGCAGUAACCGAGACCCUGUCUGACUACGAGGUGGCUGAGAAGAUCUGGUCCAAUCGUGCCAACCGGCACUGUGCCGACUGCGGGGCCUCGCGCCCCGACUGGGCCGCUGUCAACCUGGGCGUGGUCAUCUGCAAGCAGUGCGCGGGUCAGCACCGGGCCCUGGGGUCCGGGAUCUCCAAGGUGCAGAGCCUGAAGCUGGACACGAGCGUCUGGAGCAAUGAGAUAGUGCAGUUGUUCAUUGUCCUGGGCAAUGAUCGUGCCAACCGCUUCUGGGCAGGGGCACUGCCCGCAGGUGAGGGGCUGCAUCCAGAUAGCACCCCCGGCUCCCGGGGAGAGUUCAUCUCCCGGAAGUACCGGCUUGGGCUCUUCCGGAAGCCCCACCCCCAGCACCCCGAUCACAGCCAGCUUCUGCAGGCGCUGUGUGCAGCCGUGGCAGGACCCAAUCUGCUAAAGAACAUGACCCAGCUCCUCUGCGUCGAGGCUUUUGAGGGAGAGGAGUCCUGGUCCCCCUCAGCCCUCGACGGCAGCUUCCCUGGUGUCCUGUCCUCAGACCCCUCCCCUGGCGUGUACAAUGAGGUGGUCGUGCCUGCCACCUACAGCAGCUUCCUGUACUGCGGUCCCAUCAGCAAUAAAGCUGGCCCCCCACCCCCUCGCAGGGGACGGGACGCUCCCCCCCGACUGUGGUGCGUGCUGGGUGCAGCGCUGGAGAUGUUUGUCUCAGAAAGCAGCCCUGAACCCCUCAGCCUCAUCCAGCCCCAGGAUGUCGUAUGUCUGGGUGUGAGCCCUCCACCCACGGACCCAGGUGACCUCGACAGGUUCCCCUUUGCCUUUGAGCUCAUCCUCACGGGCGGGAGGAUCCAGCAUUUUGGUACCGAUGGAGCCGACAGUCUGGAGGCCUGGACCAGUGCCGUGGGCAAGUGGUUCUCGCCGCUGAGCUGUCACCAGCUGUUGGGCCCUGGGCUGCUGCGGCUGGGCCGUCUGUGGCUGCGGUCCCCUUCCCAUACCGCCCUGGCCCCUGGCCUCUGGCUGGCUGGCUUUGGACUUCUGCGUGGAGACCACCUCUUCCUGUGUCCAGCACCAGGCCCCGGCCCCCCGGCCCCCGAAGACAUGGUGCAUCUGCGGCGGCUCCAGGAGAUCAGUGUGGUCUCAGCAGCUGACACUCCAGAGAAGAAAGAGCAUCUGGUUCUGGUGGAGACUGGAAGGACCCUGUAUCUGCAGGCAGAGGGCCGACUAGACUUCUCCGCAUGGAGCGCAGCCAUUGGCGGGGCAGCCGGUGGCGGAGGCACGGGGCUGCAGGAGCAGCAGAUGAGCCGGGGCGACAUCCCCAUCAUCGUGGACGCCUGCAUCAGCUUUGUCACUCAGCACGGGCUCCGGCUGGAGGGCGUAUACCGGAAAGGGGGUGCCCGCGCCCGCAGCCUGCGGCUCCUGGCUGAGUUCCGGCGGGAUGCCCGGUCCGUGAAGCUCCGACCAGGGGAGCACUUCGUGGAGGAUGUCACCGACACGCUCAAACGCUUCUUUCGAGAGCUCGAUGACCCUGUGACCUCCGCACGGUUGUUGCCCCGCUGGAGGGAGGCUGCUGAGCUGCCCCAGAAGCAUCAGCGCCUGGAGAAAUACAAAGAAGUGAUCGGCUGUCUGCCCCGGGUCAACCGCCGCACACUGGCCACCCUCAUUGGGCACCUCUAUCGGGUGCAGAAGUGUGCGGCUCUCAACCAGAUGUGCACGCGGAACCUGGCCCUGCUGUUUGCACCCAGCGUCUUCCAGACGGACGGGCGAGGGGAGCACGAGGUGCGGGUCCUGCAGGAACUCAUCGACGGCUACAUCUCUGUCUUUGAUAUCGACCCUGACCAGGUAGCUCAGAUUGACUUGGAGGUCAGCCUCAUCACCACGUGGAAGGAUGUGCAGCUGUCCCAGGCCGGGGACCUCAUCAUGGAGGUGUUUAUAGAGCAGCAGCUCCCGGACAACUGUGUCACCCUCAAGGUGUCCCCGACACUGACCGCCGAGGAGCUGACCAACCAGGUACUGGAGAUUCGGGGCACGGCAGCCGGGACAGACUUGUGGGUGACGUUUGAGAUUCGGGAGCACGGGGAGCUGGAGCGGCCCCUGCACCCCAAGGAGAGAGUCCUAGAGCAGGCCCUACAGUGGUGCCAGCUCCCAGAGCCCUGCUCGGCCUCCUUGCUGCUGAGAAAAGUCUCCCUGGCUCAGGCCGGCUGCCUCUUCACAGGCAUCCGGCGGGAGAGCCCUCGGGUGGGGCUGCUGCGGUGUCGAGAGGAGCCGCCCCGCUUGCUGGGAAACCGCUUCCAGGAGAGGUUCUUUCUGCUGCGAGGCCGCUGCCUGCUGCUGCUCAAGGAGAAGAAGAGCUCUAAGCCAGAGCGGGAGUGGCCUCUGGAAGGUGCCAAGGUCUUCCUGGGAAUUCGAAAGAAGUUCAAGCCUCCCACCCCGUGGGGCUUCACGCUGAUUCUGGAGAAGAUGCACCUCCAGCUGUCCUGCACGGACGAGGAUGAGAUGUGGGACUGGACCACAAGCAUCCUUAAAGCCCAGUACGAUGACCAGCAGCCAGUGGUCUUACGACGCCGUUCCUCCUCUGACCUUGCCCGUCAGAAGUUUGGCACCAUGCCUUUGCUGCCCAUCCGCGGGGACGACAGUGGGGCCACCCUCCUCUCUGCCAAUCAGACCCUGCGGCGACUUCACAACCGGAGGACCCUGUCCAUGUUCUUUCCGAUGAAGUCAUCCCAGGGCUCUGUGGAGGAGCAAGAGGAGCUGGAGGAGCCUGUGUACGAGGAGCCAGUGUACGAGGAAGUGGGGGCCUUCCCCGAGCUGACCGAGGACCCCUUCGCCUCCUUCUCCACCAGGCGGGAACAGACAGCCAAGCCAGAGACCCCCCUGGCCAGCCAGCGGUCCUUUGAUCAACCCUUUCUGCCCAAGGCAGGCCCCCUGGGCUGGGAGGAGAGGCGGCCUGAGCCCCCCCCAGGCCCCCCUUCAAAGAGCAGCCCCCAGGCACAGGGGUCCCUGGAGGAGCAGCUGCUCCAGGAGCUCAACAGCCUCAUCCUGAGGAAGGGAGAAGCCACCGUAGGCCUGGGUAACCCCUCCCAGCCCUCCAGCCCCCAGCCCCCGAGCCCCAGUGGCCUUGCCACACAGACGCCUGGCUUCUCCACCCCAGCUCCCUGCACUUCCAGUCCACCCCCCGGCCAGCCCCUCACAUGACUCCGACCAGCAGUCGGAGGGGUUAGGUAACCAAGGACCCGGGCUCUCCCCGUGGCAGACGCUGCUGGGAGUGUCCUCUGCCCUGGCUGGGAAGACUCUAGAACCCAGCAAGUUGCUGCGCAGGGAGCACAGGGCCAAGGGCCUUCGAGGCUGUGACCUGCUCAGAGAGGGGCAGGUGCUGGCGCCUCUCCAGGCCUCUACUGACGUAUCUGUACCCAGAAGUAACUGAAAGAAGGGGAGCCGUAGUGUCGGACUGGCUCUUUCUCAGAGCCGUAAGGCCUACACGGCUCCCUUCGAGAAGAGCAACUCCUGCUUUAUAUAUUUGAUAUGUAGGGGUUGUAGGAGGGAUUUGGUGUUUGAAAAGAAUGGUUUUACUGCAUUAAUGAAAAGAAAAAAGAAAGAUUGGAAAGCCAGAGAUCUGAAUGAUCUCCAGGUUUCUCCUACCCCACCUUCAACACUCAGGACUGCAGGGAAGCCGUAGAGUGGGAGGGUGGCUAGGGUGGAGAACUGGGGCGAAGAGGAGCCAGAGAAGAUGGGUCACUGUUAAUAAACCUUGGAACCAAA
Phacochoerus africanus (Common warthog) is the source of this 5280-nucleotide messenger RNA. RefSeq names its product ArfGAP with RhoGAP domain, ankyrin repeat and PH domain 3 (gene ARAP3). Gene Ontology annotation, cellular component: ruffle. The record is from RefSeq and is a predicted model, not a curated record. Lineage: Eukaryota; Metazoa; Chordata; Mammalia; Artiodactyla; Suidae. Gene Ontology annotation, molecular function: protein binding; GTPase activator activity; phosphatidylinositol-3,4,5-trisphosphate binding. Gene Ontology annotation, biological process: positive regulation of GTPase activity; signal transduction.